Molecule: messenger RNA, 1188 nt
Organism: Colletotrichum navitas
Lineage: Eukaryota; Fungi; Ascomycota; Sordariomycetes; Glomerellales; Glomerellaceae
Exons: 1
Coding region: 361-801 (146 amino acids)
Source: RefSeq, a predicted model, not a curated record
CAAAUAGGUUACGGGUGAUCCUUCCAUCAUUGAUUGCUUAUCUAGCUUGUUUGAAGAAACCAUGGAUCCAGGCUAGCGUCAUGGUUCUGCAUCACUACCUACUAUAUCCACGUGGCCUCCAGCUUUUACAUCUUCUGAACACGUUUCGCUUUGACGUUCCGCUGUCAUGAAAGCCCUAUUUAAAGAGGAUUGGGUCGUACGUAAAUUGUCGAGCGGGAGAAACACAAGCUCAUCUCAGCCCAAGCCAUUCUUGAUAUCACAUAUACGAAGAGGUGCCUAAGGCCCGUCAUAGCAACAACGUCACCGAGUUGAUUUCACCUAGACCUGAACUGGAACCAGCUCGACCAAGCUUCAUCAGCCAUGCACGCCUAUAGGAUCGAGCCCUGUACGCUCGCCGACGCCCCGGCCCUGGCGCGCAACAACAUGAGCGCCUUCUGGACGAACCAGAGUUGGUAUCUCCUCUGGCCCAAGGGUACCAAGCUCGACUUUCUCAUCGAGCAGGCCGCUGAGCGCAUACCCAACAAUCUCGUCCGCAACCGCGAGACUCUGCGCCACCAAAAGGCGGUCGACCCGGAAACCGGAGCGCUCCUUGGUUACGCGCGCUGGAAGCUGCCGGCCGGGUACGAGGGGGCCGUCGAGUGGGACGGCUCGCAGAUUGCAGACGUGAGCGAGGAGGAGAAGCGAGCGCUCAAGGAGCGGUCGGACGCGGCGUGGUGGGAGCCGAUCUCCAUGAAUGAGAUUGACGACUGCACGCCGGAGAAGGAGCGUCUCCUGGCCAAGAAGCCAUACAUCUGUGAGUGAUUCCCGCCAAUGGUGGACUGCGCUGGGCUGGAAGUUACCACAUCAUCUUUCGCUCCCCGGUGCUUGGAGCACAGAAACUAAACCCCCCGAGGAAUAAAGCCCUCGAAUACCUUGCCGUUCAUCCCGAGAACAAGGGCAAAGGGAUUGCCACCGCGCUUGUUGAAAGUGGCAUCAGCCUGGCAGAGAAGGCGGGCGUCGACAUCUUGGUAUUGGCCUUCGAAGCAGCCUUGAGCAUCUACAAGAAACUCGGCUUCAAGGAAAUCCAUCGCGGGUACCAGGACAAUACCAAGUACGGGGGCGAUGGCUACUGGGUGACGAUACUGGUGUACGAGGUGAACAAGGCGAGCUCAUGAGCAUGCGCCGCCAACGCAUUGCAUAAACAGAUGA